CAAAACCACGUGGCCAGAGGCCAAAUCUAGUCUUGGAGUGUGAAGAUUCAAGCUUCCUCACUGCCAAACAAGUUUAGGCAGGUACAUUAGCUCCAUAGCUAUCAGCUUAUUUGGGAUAUGUAAGCAGAGAGGCGCGCACCUGAUUCAUUUCCUGACCCAUGACUGCUCCCCAGCCCGCCCCCAAACUGACGCAGUGUAGCCUAGGCCCGCUUUUAAGGAGCCAGGCCUGAGAAGAGCCCUCAGAGAGCUGAGGCCCAGCCGUGACACGCGCAUCCUCACUGAGCAAGAGUGGCCCAGCAGCAGCAGCACAAGGACCCCGUGAAGAGGGACCUAGACCUCUAUUCUGACUAUUUUCCCCCCCCACCCCCAAGAGACAUGGCCCCUGCCGGAGCAAGAUUCUGCCCUCUGGUGCUACUUCUGCUGCUGGGCCUGUGGGUGGCCGAGGUCCCCAUCAGCGCCAAGCCCAAAGGCAUGACCUCAGCUCAGUGGUUUCAAACUCAGCACGUUCAACCCAGCCCCAAGGCAUGCAAAGGGGCGAUGGGCAACAUCAACAAGCACACAAAGCACUGCAAACCCCUCAACACCUUCCUGCACGAAUCCUUCUCCAGCGUGGCCGCCACCUGCCAGAGCCCCAACAUAGCCUGCAAGAACGGCCAGAACAACUGCCACCAGAGCAAGGGGCCUGUGUCCCUGACCAGCUGUGAGCUCACCUCGGGGAAGUACCCAAACUGCAAUUACAAAGAGAACGCAACGCAUGCUUCUUACAUCAUAGCCUGUAACCCUCCCCAGAAAGGGGACGCAAAACAAUUCCACCUGGUUCCCGUGCACUUGGACAAAGUCGUUUAGCUUUCCAGCCCGUCUCGCCCUGGGUUACCUGUCCUCUCUGGGCCUCUGUGCUGCUGCUCCUCUGCCCAGGAAGGUUCUCUUCCUUUCGUUUCUUGGGGCCUUUCCUAGCUCAGGCUUUUCUGGUCGGCUAAACUCUAGAAGAGACGGUUUUCUAUCUUUUUGUUGGUUUCCCCAGAAACUUAUCCCAGGAGAGGAGCUGAGCAAGCUGAGGGGUGGAGUUCCCUGGCCUGGGCCUGUGCAUUUCUCUGCCCCGUCUAUCGUGGCAACAUGAAAAGAGGAGGAAAUGGACACAACAGGGGGGUGGGAUUUAUGGACAGAGCUGUUCCGGUUCCUA
Messenger RNA from Pipistrellus kuhlii (Kuhl's pipistrelle), 1180 nucleotides. It is a transcript of the gene RNASE7, whose product is annotated as ribonuclease A family member 7. Gene Ontology annotation, biological process: defense response to Gram-positive bacterium; defense response to fungus; innate immune response. Lineage: Eukaryota; Metazoa; Chordata; Mammalia; Chiroptera; Vespertilionidae. The coding region runs from base 376 to 846 and encodes 156 amino acids. The transcript is spliced from 2 exons. The record is from RefSeq and is a predicted model, not a curated record. Gene Ontology annotation, molecular function: RNA nuclease activity; nucleic acid binding.